AUUAAGAGAGAGAAAGAUAUAGAGAGAGAAAGAGAGUGGCCGUUUCAACGGCCACCUCCAUCUCCACCUCAACACAUCUGGUUGGACACUCUCCAUCGUUCUUAUUCUCUUCCCCCACCCCUAUUUUCUGCUUUUCUCUUUUCCUCCAUUUUCUCGGGAAAAACCAAAAAGAAAAAAAAAAAAACCAAAAGAGAAGAAAAAAAGAAAAGAGGGGGAAAAAAAAAAUGGGUUAAUCGCCCCACACACAACCAAUUUUGUUCCCAUUCCUCCAAUUCAGCCUGCAUCACCGUCGAGUUCCCAAAACGAAAAUCCCAACGGUGCUUGCAAUGCCAAUCCGUUAAAAAAAAAAAACUUUUUUUUUCUUUCAAUUCUCCUCAAAUGUCAUCAUCUUAGAAAACCCAGAUUUUAAAUUUUCAAUUUUUUGCAAAGUUAACUCUUAAAUCGUUCAACUUUGGAAAAAAAAGAAGUUUAGAGGAGCAGAAGAUGCAGCACAACAUCUUUGCCACAAUGCGUAGCUUGAAGAUCAUGGACGGUUGCAAGGGCACUCAGGUCUACGCUCUCAACCCAUCCGGCACCGCCGGCGGCGGCGGAGGCGGCGGAAGUUGCAUGGGAGAGAAGCUCCUCCACCAACUCCACGACCACAUCAAAAGCCAAACCCUAAGGACCAAAUCUGUUCGGAACUUCCAACAACCUCCGAACCCGACAUCGUCCGAUGUUGUGGUCGCCGAGGGCGCUCUCCUCCCUUAUGGCCUUCCCAUGACGGAGCUUCUAGAACCCAAAAUCGAACCUUCCGUGAAACCCGUGGAUUUCGUCGAAACCCUCGCCGGGAUUUACCGUAGGAUUGAGAAUUGCCCGGAGUUUGACAAGUCCACGGCUUUCCUUGAGCAAUGUGCUGUCUUUCGCGGGCUUUCAGACCUGAAAUUGUUCCGGCGGAGCCUCCGGUCGGCCCGGGAGCACGCGGUGGACGUGCACACGAAGGUGGUGCUCGCCGCGUGGCUCCGCUAUGAGCGGAGGGAGGACGAGCUUAUUGGCUUGUCCUCUAUGGAUUGCAGUGGAAGAAACCUUGAAUGCCCUAGGGCUACCUUGGUUCCAGGGUAUGCCCCUGAAUCGGUGUAUGAUCCUUGUGCUUGCGCGUGUUCUAGCCGUGAUUCGGAUAAUGAGUCUUUGAUGAUGGUGGAUGAUGAGCAUGAGCAAUGUUCUACUUCGGAGGAGGAUGAUGGUGACAUGUCUUUUUGGAUUGGUGACGAGGAAAUUAGGUGUAGUAGAUUCGAUAUGGCCUCGCUUUCGAGGCCCUUCAAGGCAAUGUUGUAUGGUGGAUUCAUGGAAUCAAGGAGGGAGAAGAUAAAUUUUUCGUUGAAUGGGUUUUCCGUUGAGGCAAUGAGGGCUGCUGAGGUGUUUAGUAGGACUAAAAGGUUGAGCCAGUUUGACCCUAAUGUUGUUCUGGAAUUGCUCUCUUUGGCGAAUAGGUUUUGCUGUGAAGAGAUGAAGUGUGCUUGUGAUGCACACUUGGCAUCUCUGGUUCGUGACAUGGAGGAUGGCUUGUUGCUCAUUGAGUAUGGACUGGAGGAGACCGCGUACCUGCUGGUUGCGGCUUGUUUGCAGGUGUUUUUGAGGGAGCUCCCCGGUUCAAUGCAAUGUCAAAGUGUUGUGAAAAUGUUUUGUAGUCCAGAGGGUAGGGAUAGGCUGGCUCUGGCGGGGCAUGCUUCGUUUGUGUUGUAUUAUUUUUUGAGUCAGAUUGCAAUGGAGGAAGAGAUGAGGUCUAACAUGACCGUGAUGCUGUUGGAGAGAUUAGUAGAGUGCGCGAAAGAUGGUUGGGAGAAGCAACUUGCAUUUCACCAAUUAGGUGUUGUUAUGCAUGAGAGAAAAGAAUACAAAGAUGCACAGCAUUGGUUUGAGGCAGCAGUGGAGACAGGGCAUGUUUAUUCUUUAGUAGGAGUUGCAAGGGCCAAAUAUAAGCGCGGCCACACAUAUUCAGCAUAUAAACUGAUGAACUCCCUUAUUUCUGAUUAUAAACCAGUUGGUUGGAUGUAUCAAGAAAGGUCUUUGUAUUGUCAAGGGAAGGAGAAAAUGAUGGACUUGAUCUCUGCAACUGAGUUAGAUCCAACUCUUUCCUUUCCUUACAAAUACCGAGCCGUCUCUUUUUUGGAGGAGAACAAGAUUGGACCUGCCAUUUCAGAAAUCAAUAAAAUAAUUUGUUUCAAGGUUUCUCCAGACUGCCUUGAAUUGAGAGCUUGGUUUUUGAUUGCCAUGGAGGAUUAUGAAGGAGCCCUCAGAGAUGUAAGGGCAAUUUUGACAUUGGAUCCUAAUUAUAUGAUGUUCUAUGGGAAUAUGCAUGGUGAUCACUUGGUAGAACUACUCAGUCCUGUUGUUCAGAACUGGAGUCAGGCUGAUUGCUGGAUGCAAUUGUAUGACCGAUGGUCCUCUGUUGAUGACAUUGGUUCUUUGGCUGUUGUUCACCAGAUGUUAUCAAAUGACCCUGGAAAAAGUCUGUUACGUUUUCGGCAAUCUCUCCUUCUGUUACGGUUAAAUUCUCAAAAGGCAGCCAUGCACAGUUUGCGGCUGGCUAGAAAUCAUUCCACUUCUGACCAUGAAAGGCUUGUCUAUGAAGGAUGGAUAUUAUAUGACACCGGUCAUCGUGAAGAAGCAAUAGCAAAGGCUGAGGAGUCUAUUUCUAUUCAAAGAUCAUUUGAAGCUUACUUUCUCAAAGCUUAUGUGUUAGCCGACUCAAGUCUUGAUUCAGAGUCUUCAAAGUAUGUGAUCCAUCUUUUGGAGGAAGCUCUUAGAUGCCCUUCAGAUGGUCUUCGGAAAGGACAAGCACUAAAUAAUCUAGGGAGUGUCUACGUAGACUGCGAUAAGCUGGACCUUGCUGCUGACUGCUACAUGAAUGCACUCAACAUCAAGCAUACACGUGCACAUCAGGGGUUGGCACGUGUUUACCAUCUUAAAAAUCACCGCAAAGCUGCAUAUGAUGAGAUGACAAAGCUAAUAGAAAAGGCCUGGAAUAAUGCAUCAGCUUAUGAGAAACGUUCAGAAUAUUGUGAUCGUGACAUGGCAAAGAGUGAUCUUAGUAUGGCAACACAGUUGGAUCCUCUAAGGACUUAUCCAUAUAGAUAUAGGGCAGCAGUUUUAAUGGAUGAUCAUAAGGAAGCUGAAGCAAUAGCAGAGCUUACAAGAGCCAUCAAUUUUAAGCCAGACCUGCAACUGUUACAUCUUCGAGCUGCAUUUCAUGAUUCAAUGAGUGAUUAUGUUUCUACUGUCCGAGACUGUGAAGCAGCCCUUUGUCUUGAUCCUGGCCAUGCUGACACGCUUGAGCUUUGUAAUAAAGCACGGGAGCGGAUUAAAGAACAAAAGUGAGAGAAUAAGAUUUUUUUAUAAAGAAAUCAUGUUUUCUGAGUGUUCCCUAUGGGGGAACUAGCCUAUUCUUGCCAACCUAUACUUUUUUUACUCAUGAAGGUCCGGUAAUCAUCAGUGCCAUUUAUCUUUAGACUUUGUCUUCAGAAAAGACAUGGUCUAUAUCUUUCAGCUGGCCUUCUGGAAGUGGAACUACAGAAGAGAAAAGAACAAUUAGAAAGAUCAUUUUGAUUGAAACAGAAGGAGAACUAGAGGGGCAAGAUUGCUUGUAAAUAUAUGUAAUGACUUAUGCUUUUGUCAGGGGGUAUGGUCAAGUAGUGCAGAAAGCAGCUCCUGCUAUGCUCCACUGUGCCACACCAGCAAGAAUGGUGAUGAGAUAACAGUUAGACAAAACAUGUACAUGAAAAUCAAUUUAAGUCCAAGAUUUAGAUAUUUACCAUUAUAUUUUUUGGCUGAGCAAUUGCCAAUUCACAUUGUGUUGCAACAUUUUUUACUUUCUCUGUUGUAUAAAACAAUUUUCCCUGGCGACCCUUUUAACUUAUAUGGGUGAUGAGUUCUCUUUGGAGAAGUUAUAAAUACCCAGAUAUUUAAGUUUUCAACU
Molecule: messenger RNA, 3952 nt
Organism: Gastrolobium bilobum
Lineage: Eukaryota; Viridiplantae; Streptophyta; Magnoliopsida; Fabales; Fabaceae
Product: ethylene-overproduction protein 1-like
Exons: 4
Coding region: 484-3354 (956 amino acids)
Biological process (GO): negative regulation of ethylene-activated signaling pathway
Molecular function (GO): protein binding
Source: RefSeq, a predicted model, not a curated record